Molecule: messenger RNA, 1659 nt
Organism: Magnolia sinica
Lineage: Eukaryota; Viridiplantae; Streptophyta; Magnoliopsida; Magnoliales; Magnoliaceae
Product: ribonuclease TUDOR 1-like
Exons: 9
Coding region: 1-1644 (547 amino acids)
Biological process (GO): mRNA catabolic process
Cellular component (GO): cytosol; nucleus
Molecular function (GO): RNA binding; nuclease activity
Source: RefSeq, a predicted model, not a curated record
AUGAGGGAGUUUGGUUCUGUCAAGUUGGCUGGCCUAAUCUAUAAAGUGGUUGUCAACUGCUUCUUUUCAGUGGUGGUGAAUGGUGAGCUAUGUGAAUAUUUCAAAUUUACUGCAGGUAUUUGUCAAGCGGAUGCAUCAUACCCAUUGUUCUCCAUCAUAGCUGAAGAGGUUCUGAGUAGGGGCAUUAGAAAAAAAGUCUUUGUAUGCUGUCAAAAUCAUCAUCCUGCAGGCUACCAAUUGCACAGUUAUGAUUGUUCAAUGGAGGAAGUUUUUCGGCAUUGCUGUUCUGUUAUUUGGGAUCACCAGAUAAAUGGUCUGCAUUGCCCAAAGGUGGUCUCCAUCUGGCCAGUUGAUUGGCCAAGCAUUGUGAGCUUUUCACAUCGUCAUUUAGCACAAUUGAAGUACAUCUUACCUAAGGCGAUUAGUAUAAAAAAGAUCCUUGUGCAUGAUGAGAGGACACUUUGUAUGAAGCCCGAGCUUCAAAUCAACCUACAAUUGGAUGCAUUCGAAAAUGGCGGUAACCGUAAAUCAGGAAGUGGGUACGCUUUUUUGAGGAAGAUGAUCCGUGCCCGCCUCUUGGAUUUCUGCAAUGCACACCCUGAGGCAGUUAAGAAAUUACUGAGAAAUUGCAUGCAUGACAUACAAGUGAUUCAUACUAAACUGUCCAAAUCUGAAGAUGUUCUCACUUUAUGGGAACGAGACACAAAUGUUCUUGUAGCUGUAAUUGGAGAUACUCUUACAAAAGAUUUUGAGGAAAGGUCAAAUUAUUAUGACACGUUGCUUGUAGCUGAAUCUCGUGCAAUCAAUGGAAAGAAAGGGAUCCAUUCUGCGAAGGAUCCCCCAGUCAUGCAUGUAACGGACCUGCUGACAGCAUCUGCAAAAAAAGCUAAAGAUUUCUUGCCCUUCUUGCAACAGAGUAAAAGGCUACCUGCUGUUGUGGAUUACGUCCUUAGUGGUCAUCGGUUUAAAUUGCUGAUCCCCGAGGAAACUUGCAGCAUUCCAUUCUCCUUCUCUGGUGUUAGAUGCCCCGGCCGCGAUGAGCCUUUCUCAGAUGAAGCAAUUGCCUUCAUGAGAAGAAAGAUCUUGCAGAGGGAUGUAGAGAUUGAAGUCGAAACAGUUGAUAGAACUGGAACCUUCUUGGGUUCUUUAUGGGAAUCAAAGACCAACAUGGCUGUGGUUCUUCUAGAGUCUGGGUUGGCAAGGCUUCAAACUGCUUUUGGUGUUGACAGGAUUCCUGAUUCUCACCUACUUGCAAAGGCUGAGCAGUCUGCAAAAAACCAGAGAUUGAAGAUUUGGGAAAAUCAUGUUGAAGGACAGGAAGCUACUAAUGGGUCAUCAGUGGCUGAGACCAAACAGAAGGAAGUGCUUAAGGUGGUGGUUACUGAGGUACUAGGCAGUGGCAAGUUUUAUGUCCAAACAGUUGGAGAUCAGAAAGUGGCUAUUAUUCAGCAGCAACUAGCUUCAUUGACCCUCCAAGAUCCUCCUGUCAUUGGCGCUUUUAAUCCUAAGAAGGGGGAUAUUGUCCUUGCUCAGUUCAGUGCAGAUAAUUCUUGGAAUAGGGCCAUGGUGAGACUCUCAUUAACUACAAAAAGUGGCUCCUUUUAUGUUCUGGAAAAGUUGGUGGCAAUCACUAGUUGUCAGUAAGCAGUAUUUAUAAUU